Messenger RNA from Benincasa hispida (wax gourd), 2526 nucleotides. RefSeq names its product E3 ubiquitin-protein ligase ORTHRUS 2-like. The record is from RefSeq and is a predicted model, not a curated record. Gene Ontology annotation, molecular function: metal ion binding; ubiquitin protein ligase activity. Gene Ontology annotation, biological process: protein ubiquitination; negative regulation of gene expression via chromosomal CpG island methylation. NCBI's taxonomy places the organism in Eukaryota, Viridiplantae, Streptophyta, Magnoliopsida, Cucurbitales, Cucurbitaceae.
UAAAAAAAAGUAGCCGUCUUCUCAUUCUCCCGCUCCACUUCCCAAAAUCUUCCCUCUCAAAUCUCCAUCUCAAAAUUUCAUCUUAUUUUCCAUUUCAUUGUUCCAAGUGUCGUUUCCAUUCAAUUCACCAUUUGGGUUUUCUCCCUGCUUUACCCAGUGGUCAAGCCCAAGGAAGAACAAUCCGCUCAAUCUACAAUUAACCAUCCAAAUCACAAGGGUUUAGCUAAGUUUGUUGAUUAGAGUGUGAAUAUGAUGGAGGAAGAUGCCAAAGCACAGCCGAAGGCUACAGAAAUCCAGGCAAAGAAAACCCUGGUUUCUCAGUUGCCUUGUGACGGCGAUGGCAUUUGCAUGCUCUGCAAGGCCAAGCCUUCUGACUUGGAGACGAUCACUUGCAAAACUUGUGUCACCCCUUGGCAUGUUAGUUGUCUCUCAAAUCCCCCUGAAACCCUGGCAUCCACCCUUCAAUGGGACUGUCCUGAUUGUUCCACCCCUCCUGAAGAUGUUCCCCUUCCUCCGCCAGGCAACCAUUCACUUCCAACUGAUCGUUCUAGUGACCUUGUUGCAGCGAUUCGAGCCAUUGAGGCAGAUGUUUCCCUUACUGACCGUGAGAAGGCAAAGAAGCGCCAGGAACUUCUCAGUGGAAAGUUGCAGUCAGACAAGGAUGACCAUGAUACCAACAAGGAAAAGAAAAAAAAGGGGGACGAUGUUUUUGAUUUGUUUGACGAGAGAUUGAACUGCUCCUUCUGCAUGCAGUUACCAGAUAGGCCUGUCACUACACCAUGUGGCCACAAUUUCUGCUUAAAAUGUUUCCAGAAGUGGAUUGGACAAGGAAAGAACACUUGUGCAAAGUGCCGCUGCGUGAUUCCCUCCAAAAUGGCUAGCCAGCCCCGUAUUAACUCCACCCUUGUAGUGGCCAUUCGUAUGGCUAAAUUGUCAAAAUCAUUUGCUUCCGGUGGACCUCAGAAGGUCUAUCAUUUUGUCCACAAUCAAAAUAGACCAGAUAAAGCCUAUACCACUGACCGGGCACAAAGAAAAGGAAAAGCUAAUGCUGCAAGUGGAAAAAUAUUUGUUACAAUUCCAUCUGAUCAUUUUGGUCCUAUUACUGCCGAAAAUGAUCCUGAGAGAAACCAGGGUGUUCUGGUUGGUGAAUGCUGGGAGGAUAGGCUAGAAUGUCGUCAAUGGGGUGCUCACUUUCCACAUGUUGCAGGUAUAGCAGGACAGUCAAAUAUUGGUGCACAGUCGGUGGUUCUUUCUGGUGGCUACCAAGACGAUGAAGAUCAUGGGGAGUGGUUUCUCUACACUGGAAGUGGGGGUCGAGACCUUAGUGGGAACAAGCGUACAAGCAAGGAUCAAUCUUUCGACCAGAAAUUUGAAAAAUCAAACAAAGCACUACAAGUUAGUUGUGCAAAAGGUUAUCCAGUUAGGGUUGUUAGAUCUCACAAAGAAAAGCGUUCCUCGUAUGCUCCAGAGAAGGGAUUGCGGUAUGAUGGAGUUUAUAGGAUUGAGAAGUGUUGGCGUAAAGUGGGAAUUCAGGGCUUUAAGGUAUGUCGCUAUUUAUUUGUUAGAUGCGACAAUGAUCCUGCUCCAUGGACAAGUGAUGAACAUGGAGACCGACCUAGACCCUUACCUGCAAUUUCAGAGUUGAAAAAAGCUACAGAUAUUACAGAGAGGAAGGAAGGUCCAUCAUGGGACUUUGAUGAGAAAGACGGUAAAUGGAAGUGGCUCAAAGAUCCACCAACGAGCAAGAAACCAGUUGAAGCUCAAGAUUCUACUGGGAAGAGGACAAGGAUAAAAAGGAAAUCAUAUAAUCUGAGUGUCCGAGAAAAGUUACUGAAAGAGUUUAGCUGCCUUAUUUGCCGGGAGGUGAUGACUUUGCCAAUUACUACGCCUUGUGGUCAUAACUUUUGCAAGUCAUGCUUGGAAGGCGCUUUUGUGGGGAAGACAUUCUUGAGAGAGAGAAAAACUGGUGGAAGGUCUCUUAGAUCUCAAAAGAAUGUCUUGAGUUGUCCUUGUUGCCCCACGGAUAUCUCUGAUUUUCUACAGAAUCUUCAGGUAAAUAGAGAGUUGUUGGAUGUGAUAGAGUCGUUAAAAAGUAAGAUUGAAGAAGGGGAUGAUGCAUCUGAGAAGCUGUGUGAAGAAGAGAGAGAUGGGGAAGAGGAGGAAGAUAAGGAUGAGGAAGAGGAUGAAGGGAAGGGAAAAGAUGAAAGCAGUAGUCCUGUCGAAACAAGAAAACGAGCAAAGGUGGACGAUUCGGAAUGAAAGAAGUAAACAAGUGGUGUUUUUUGGGGCCUUGGCUGGGCCUGGAGAAGUAGAGAUGACUGAGAUUUUGUAUUCUGAUUGAUGGGUAUUUACCAUAAUUUUAGGUAGAUAUGAAUGUGGCUCAUGUGAUUUGAUUUGAACACAGUAUAAGGUGACCGUGUUGUUAACUUGUUGGAGAUAUGGUAGGUAGACACAUAUUUUAGUUGUAUUGUCUCUUUAGACAACAUGUGUGUAAAUUGGUCAGUUCAGUUGAACUCUAUUUUGUAA